AUGUGGAUUGCCAUCAAUGCUUAUAAUAAAGACGUUCAGAAUGAGCUUGAAAUGAAACAUUUGACUAUUGAACGCGAUGGUAUGAAUUACGUAUAUGUGCGUGAUUUUGAUGAAUUGAAAGAACGUUUAGCUGACGUCGUUGAAGAGCUUGAAAAGAAGUAUGAUAUGCAGAAGGAUUUUAUUGAUGGCGCACUUGCUAAUCCUAAUGCAGCCGCUAUCGUUGAUGCCAUCGCUGCUAAGGUAGAAGCACAUGUUGGUCCGGUGAUUUUCACUCGUGACACUCAUCUCGAUGGUCUUUUUGAAGCAUCUUUGGAAGGCAAGUUGCCUAAGCAUUGUGUGCGGGGUACCGAAGGUUGGAUGAUUGAUGAAAAGAUUGCAGAAGCAGCAAAGGACAAGUUUACUGCCGCUGUUGAUAAGGUAACAUUUGGUAAUGUGAAUUGGAAUGAUACUGAAGAUCCGAUGUUGCAGCGAGUAAUUGCUCAGGCUGAUGAGAUUGAGCUUGUUGGUACUGUUGCCGAAAUUUGUGUAGCAGCAAAUGCGAUUUUGCUUCGAGCAAUGUUCCCUGAUAAGAAGAUUGUUGUUUAUAAGGAUAUGAUUGCAGGUUUGACUGAUGAAGGAAAGGCUGCAGCAAUUAAGGUUCUUGAAGCACAGAUGGUUGAAGUAGUUUAA
Molecule: messenger RNA, 669 nt
Organism: Cylicocyclus nassatus
Lineage: Eukaryota; Metazoa; Nematoda; Chromadorea; Rhabditida; Strongylidae
Source: the annotation of a GenBank genome assembly